Messenger RNA from Drosophila rhopaloa, 1585 nucleotides. It is a transcript of the gene Taf7, whose product is annotated as transcription initiation factor TFIID subunit 7. Gene Ontology annotation, biological process: RNA polymerase II preinitiation complex assembly; transcription initiation at RNA polymerase II promoter. Gene Ontology annotation, molecular function: RNA polymerase II general transcription initiation factor activity. The record is from RefSeq and is a predicted model, not a curated record. Bases 164 to 1507 code for a protein of 447 amino acids. The transcript has 2 exons. Gene Ontology annotation, cellular component: transcription factor TFIID complex. NCBI's taxonomy places the organism in Eukaryota, Metazoa, Arthropoda, Insecta, Diptera, Drosophilidae.
UCUGAGUACUAGGCUUUUAGUGUGAAUAGGUCUAGAAAUGAUUUUUGUAGUUAGCAAUUUUUUGUGAACCGAAUUCCAUCACUAGUUUUGUGAAAAGUCAGUUUAACGUCAGUGUUUAUUUUGUUUUGGAAAUACUACUCUUUUAUCCCGAAAAUCCUUCCAAAUGUUUGAAAAGAAGAGCGACAAGAUCAAGCAAGCUGAGCACAAGCCGAGGGAAGAUGGCGUCGAACUGGAGAGCCAGUUUAUCAUGCGUGUACCAAAGGAAAUGGCUGAAAAUGUCCAUGAAGCAAUAAAUGCAGGCACCGUGAAGGAUCGCCUGACUAUCCAACUGGAUCAGGAUCUAAGGUACGGCGAAGUGCGACUAGACGACCAACUGCUAUACACGAAACUAGUAGACUUGCCCACUGUUGUGGAGAGCUACAAGACAAUCGACAACAAAAGCUUUUACAAGUCGGCGGACAUUUGCCAGAUACUCAUUUGCAAGGAGGAGCCAGAGGACGAGACAGAGAAGGAGUCCCCCAACAAAAACAAAAAGAAGGAUCCCAAUAAAGUGGAUAAAAAGUACCUGUUCCCGCACGGAAUUACACCGCCCUGCAAGAAUGUGAGGAAACGUCGAUUUCGCAAGACUCUGAAAAAAAAAAAUGUUGAAGCUCCAGAAAUCGAAAAGGAAGUAAAGCAUCUGCUCCGCAUCGAUAAUGAAGCGGUCAGGGUUGACUACGAAAUCAUCAACGAGGAAGAUAAGCCCAUUGAUGACCUGGAUCAAUCGGAAAUAAAGCCUUACAACGAUGCGGAUGAUGAUCUGCAAGACGAAACCACUAUGCAUGCCAGCGAUAAGGCGAUCAUGGAAAUGAGCUCCCAGCAGGACAUCAAUGUGGAAUCCGACGAUGAUGAAGCCAGCAACUUUCCCUCACAUCGGGCGCCCAACAUGGGAGUUGCCGCCCACGACAUCUUCGGCGAGGAAGUGUCUACAACAGAUGACGAGGAUGAGCCCGAGCGGGACAACACCACCAUUCAGCAGCGCGAGCUGGAGGAAUCUUCACGUCUCUCGGCGGAUGAUUCACGGAUGUCUGACUUCUUUGGCGCUAGUGGCAGUAAUACAGGAGCCGGUGGUAUGAAAAUGGAGCGAAACGAGUUCAAUAAAUCCAUGUUUGGUCAUGAAGCCAGCAGUCCCAAGCUGAGCGCGGCCGGCUCCAGUUCCAACCUGGCUGCUCCAAGUGGCUUUUACGACACUCAGAUGUUGACCAAACGAGAGGAGUUCGAGAACAUGGAGUUUAUAGACGAGCCGCAGCCGCAGUACUCGCAGCAACAGGUGCACCAGAAGAUAAGUCAAUUAAGGCGGCAGAUCAGCGAGCUGAAGACGCAACAGGUACAGAAAUCCACGGAAAUCGCUUCCAUCCAGAAUGCCACGCUUAAACAACGUAUGCAGGAGACACUCGAUAAUCUCUACACUCAGGUCAUUGAAAGAGAACUGGAGCUGAAGGACUUUGAGAACCUGCUGGAGUCCUAAAGUUGGGACAGAUUGCAUAAGAAAUAGUUAUAUUUGAUACAAUUAGUUAUACAAUUUUAUAAAAGCUUAUCCACCAUA